AUGUCGACAGCACCAGAAUGGACAAGGCAGGCUGUCAUACCAGCAACGAUUACCCCCAGCGACGAAUCAUCCGCUGUCUGUUUCUUCCUCACCUCGAUUGCGGGCUUGGGACGCAGCUUUCACUCGACCCAGGGCUUCCUGGAGCCUCUUUUCCCUGUCGUGGCCAAGGAGCAUCCGGAUUCUGUCCUCUCCACCGUCCUGACCGCCGUGUCGACGAAGCUCUGGAGUUUGUGGAAAACCCCAGCAAACAGCUAUCGAACGCCUCAUCCUCCGUUUACCAGGGCGUUGAGUCGCAUGCAAACAGCUCUCAAUGAUCCCCUCGAGCGCUCAAAGGACAGUACCGUCCUCGGCGCUAUCUUGAUGCAUUUCUACGAGAGCCUCGCUGCUCGAUCGACGCACCAGCGUACCAUGCGCGCCCACCAGGAUGGGGCUCGUGCAUUGCUCGAACAUGGCGCCGGGAGCGUCCCGGACUCGGAUUGCCGAGCAUACUUGAGGAGCUACCUGCGGCACUGUGAUGUGUCGACAUAUAUGGAAGUGCAACCGGACGACACCUCGGGCCUGGAUGUAUGGUUCGAUGCGGGGUGGGACGAUUCUAUGCCAGCUAACCCGAGUACAGUCUUGGACAUGAUCGGGCUCUCGAUUGCCGAUUUGCAAAAGAGACUAUCCAUCCUCAUAUGCGGGCUGGCCAAGAAUAACCUGGAUGGUCUGGCCCUCGCGACUUGGUGGCAGGACGCUUCGUCCGUUGACGCACAACUCUUGGAUUGGGUUCAGUUGGUGCCGGCCUCAUGGCAGAUAUAUACAAAACCCGAAGAAGACACCUUUGCUUACUUCGGGUUCUGCGAUAUAUACCCGACCGUCCAGAUUGCCACGAUCUGGAAUGUAUGGCGCGUUUGCCGGCUCAUGGUCCUGCGGAUGGAGCUCUGUCUGCUUGCGAAAGCGCCCCCCGAGGCGCUGCAGCGAACCAUCUUGACUGCUACCAAGGAGUACAGUUUCCCAGAUCCCGAUCGCGGCAGGGAGUUGGUGGACUCCAUCUGCCGGUCUAUGCCGUUUUACCUGGGCAACCGCCAAAAUCACGGAGGCAUGCGCGACUUGGCGGACCCAGCGAUCAGAAUCCCCAACUACCACGACCAGGACUUGGACGAAGCCGUGCGUACGCAGUAUCUCCGAGGGGAUCAGGCGAUGAGUCUCCUCGAUUACAAGCGACAUAUACUGGUUCAAGGCCCUUCGCACGCACUGCUUCACUUGAAUAGCCUGAUCAAAGUGCUGUCAAAGGAGGGCGGAGAGCUCAUCUGUCGUGGGCUGCGUGGGGAUCAAGUCGUCUGGAUACGGGAACAGUUUCACAGGGUCUGUGAACUUACUGACCCGGUCAGUCGGUUUAAUUGGUAG
Emericellopsis cladophorae is the source of this 1386-nucleotide messenger RNA. RefSeq lists its product as uncharacterized. The record is from RefSeq and is a predicted model, not a curated record. The coding region runs from base 1 to 1386 and encodes 461 amino acids. NCBI's taxonomy places the organism in Eukaryota, Fungi, Ascomycota, Sordariomycetes, Hypocreales, Bionectriaceae. The transcript has a single exon.